Molecule: messenger RNA, 2133 nt
Organism: Alternaria burnsii
Lineage: Eukaryota; Fungi; Ascomycota; Dothideomycetes; Pleosporales; Pleosporaceae
Product: high affinity nitrate transporter
Exons: 7
Coding region: 1-2133 (710 amino acids)
Biological process (GO): nitrite transport; nitrate transmembrane transport
Cellular component (GO): membrane
Molecular function (GO): nitrate transmembrane transporter activity; nitrite transmembrane transporter activity
Source: RefSeq, a predicted model, not a curated record
AUGCCGUUCGCCAUUAGCAUGCUCUGGUCGGCACCAGAGAUCAACCCCUACAACAAGAAGGCCACUUCCAUCCCUGUCCUGAACCCCAUUAACAAGUAUGGGCGUGUGUUUUUCUUCUCUUACCUGGGUUUCUUCAUCGCGUUCUGGUCAUGGUACGCGUUUCCACCUCUGCUGAGUAAGAGUAUCAAGGCGGACAUGCAUUUGUCGCAGAACGAAAUCGCCAACUCCAACAUCGUCGCGCUAUGUGCAACACUACUGGUCCGCUUCAUUGCGGGACCUAUGUGCGAUCACUUUGGCCCACGCGUCACCUUUGCAUCGCUGCUAUUCGCUGGAGCUAUUCCAACCGCUCUUGCUGGCACUGCUCACAAUGCAAUGGGUCUUUAUUUUAUCCGUUUCUUCGUCGGUAUUCUUGGCGGAACUUUCGUGCCCUGCCAAGUUUGGACUACCGGCUUUUUCGACAGGAACGUCAUUGGAACUGCCAAUGCUUUGGUCGGAGGUUGGGGUAACUCUGGUGGUGGCAUCACAUACUUCGUCAUGCCCGCCAUCUACGAUUCACUCAAGGCUGACCAGGGUCUCUCCUCUCAUGUCGCAUGGAGAGUAUCCUUCAUUGUUCCCUUCAUCAUGAUCACAGCCUGUGCCCUCGCUCUUCUACUGCUGACCGAUGAUACGCCUACUGGAAAGUGGUCUGAGCGUGGUGCUACCGUCGUGUCCAAUGCAGACCAGACAGUGGGCCACCACGCGUCUGUUGUUCCUACAACUGGAGCUCUGGACGACAAGCCUGCGACUACCGGGUCGAUCUCCUCUAGUGACGAGAAGAAGCAAGAGCGACCAAACUCCGAUGUCGAGUCCGGUCGCGGCGAUGUCCAAAUCAUGGACGAGUUCCAACACGAAGUUGUCGUCAAGCCUACUUUGAAGGAAGGACUCAAAGUCAUGUUCUCGCUCCAAACACUGAUGCUUUGCUCGGGCUACUUCUGCUCUUUCGGUGGUGAAUUGGCCAUCAACUCCAUUCUUGGUGCUUACUAUUUGAAGAACUUCCCCUACCUUGGUCAAACGCAGUCUGGACGAUGGGCAGCCAUGUUCGGUCUUCUGAACAUUGUUACCCGACCACUCGGUGGCUUUACCGCCGAUCUCAUCUACAAGGUCACCGGUCGCAACCUUUGGGCGAAGAAGUUCUGGAUUCACUUCGUCGGUGUCAUGUCUGGAAUCCUUUGCAUUGUCAUCGGUAAACUAGACCCACACAACUUGAGCGAGCUGAUUGGUCUUGUCGCUGUCAUGGCGAUCUUCUUGGAGGCUGGUAAUGGUGCUAACUUUGCACUUGUACCUCAUAUCCACCCUCACGCUAAUGGUAUCCUUUCUGGUAUUGUCGGCGCGACUGGUAACUUUGGUGGUAUCAUCUUCGCCAUUAUCUUCCGCUACCACAAGACGAAUUAUGCGCAAGUGUUUUGGAUUAUUGGCAUCAUGAUCAUUGUGCUUAACUGCAUGUUCAUCUCGCUCAUCAAGACCCUCGUGGAGGCAGAGGCAAGAGCAAAAGCAGAGACCAUCACUCCCAAGACUGCAAAGAAGAACGAGCUUUAUUGUCAAGUCAACGAGAUGGCUGCUUUAACAAGUAUUCAAGCUUUCCAAUUCUAUAGCCCAACUGGAAUACAUGUACCUCCCCAAUACGAUCGAGCCUUCAUCAUCACAUCGACCAGAUUCCUCCGACGCGCAGCCAAGACAGAGGUUCUGGAGGAGUCGUCCACGCUGUUGGAAGACGUCGAGAUGCAAAUCGGCGAGACAGUCGUCGAUACGGACACAGCGAAUGAAGAUGUGGAAGCUCCACAGGUACGCGACUUGCUGGAAGCCAUCGUCCAAGAGCUAGAAGCUAUCCACGGACAGUAUCUGAAGGACAUGCAGUUUCUAAAGAGCUACUAUGGAGGAUCACACUUGACCGCCGACUCCCUAGAGGUGGUCAUGGCUCGACUGGCAGCAACUGCUGAUCUCGAUACUGCUAGAUUGAGCAUCGCUCAAAUGUUCCAUCAAGUUGUUGAAGAGGUCGCCGUAGCUGGAACCGACUUCCCCCGAAGAUCGCGCGACUUCUCUAAGCCACUGAGACAAUGCAUGGAUAGUCUCGACGACGACGAUGACGAAGAUUAA